This is a messenger RNA of Gadus morhua (Atlantic cod), 1689 nucleotides long. RefSeq lists its product as uncharacterized. The transcript is spliced from 2 exons. Lineage: Eukaryota; Metazoa; Chordata; Actinopteri; Gadiformes; Gadidae. The record is from RefSeq and is a predicted model, not a curated record. The coding region runs from base 671 to 1666 and encodes 331 amino acids.
UAGACCAAUUUUUUAUUUGUAAACAUUCGGAUGCGCGCGCAGGGUGGUGGCAGAAAACAGCGAAAGGGUAGUUAUUUAUAACGGCAAAAGGACCACUCGGAUAAUAAUACAAGUAGCCUAGAUAGAUUUUUAAAAGAUUAUAGUUAAUAAUGAUUAGAUCUGAUUAGUAAAAUGUUUUCGACAUAUUUCAAUAGCCUGUCACCCAGUGAUAAACACUGUUAUUUAGCCAAAUUGACGUUAGUGGGCAGUGGGAUACGUCUUCCAGAUCCGUUUGCAAUAGCACCUUGUCAAUGGUUAAAUGAUGAAACGAAAUGGCCUAGCAUCCAGUGGCCAGAGAUUUAUAAUUACCUAAUCGAAACUCCAAGUGUAUAUACCCGGGAGAAGCUAAAAGCGUACAAGUCUCUGGAUGCUUACAAUUUUGUUCUGUGUGGUCAUGUCCAAGACAUACUAUGGCAUGAUUACAAUGUUCAAAACUUCGUUGUGAUGAAGACGGAGGUUCUGCCUAGCCAAAGACAGGGAAAGAAGACAGAAUUGUACAAGGCCUGGGUUAUCGUCAACAAGACCAACAACUGUAUUCUUACUGCGAACUGCACCUGUAUGGCUGGAACUGACAGAUGAAGACAUUGCGGAAUUGAAACUACUGGCACCUAACGCAGCUGUACUCACUACCAUGGAACUCAGUGACACAGAUUCCGCAACAGAAUCUGACACAGAGGCCGGGGACCUCCCAGAGCCACUAGUCGCUCUGUAUGAUGCCAAUCUGAGAUGCCUCUGCAAAAAUCAACUACAAGAGAGGAGUGAAGAGACUUUUGAAAAACUGAGGAUGGGGUUAACUAAUGAGCAGUGUGUAAACCUUGAGCUUACAACUAAAAAUCAGGCACAGUCUCAGGCCUGGCACACACACAGAAAUGGAAGGAUAACAAGCACAACCCUACAUCGUGUAUACACUGUAGUAACCGAAACAGCUAAACUAAACCUUGUAAAACAGGUAAUGCACUACAAUAAACAAGACUUGUCCCAUGUGCCAGCAGUACUUUGGGGAAGAGAUAUGGAGGACACAGCCAGAAGACAAUACACAGAAAUAAUGAAAGCACAACAUUCCAACUUUGAAGUGGAGCUUUGCGGUCUUGUUGUGCGGCCAGACAAACCACAUCUUGGGGCAUCGCCGGAUGGAAUAGCAAACUGUACCUGCUGUGGGAAAGCAACCCUAGAGAUUAAGUGUCCAUACAAAUACCGUGAUGGUCUUACAGGGAGUAGCGAGGACACACAGUUCUGCUUAGACAAAGCACUACAAUUAAAGAAGAAUCAUGAAUACUACCAUCAAGUUCAGCUACACAUGUUUGUAUGCAACACCCAGUACUGCGACUUUGUGGUUUGGACAAAGCAAGUUGUUGCUAUCAACCGCAUCACCAGAGAUGAAGAAAUGCUACAAGCAGUCCUGCCUAAAGCUGAAAAGUUCUUCAAACAGAGUAUUUUGCCUGAGCUGUUAACACGCAGCAUGGAUCCACUGAUGCAGUCACCUACAGUCUGCUCACACUGUCAAAGGCCAGACUUUGGAAUGAUGAUUGACUGUGCAAAGUGCAAGAACCAUUUCCACUACACAUGUGCUAGAGUAAGAAGAAAGGUUGUGGAUUGGUGUUGUGAACAGUGCAAAAAUGAUGAAUGAAAUGUUCUUCGAAGCAAAUGAUU